Achroia grisella is the source of this 1935-nucleotide messenger RNA. It is a transcript of the gene Ndc1, whose product is annotated as nucleoporin NDC1. The coding region runs from base 212 to 1900 and encodes 562 amino acids. Gene Ontology annotation, molecular function: protein-macromolecule adaptor activity. Gene Ontology annotation, cellular component: nuclear pore transmembrane ring. The transcript has a single exon. NCBI's taxonomy places the organism in Eukaryota, Metazoa, Arthropoda, Insecta, Lepidoptera, Pyralidae. The record is from RefSeq and is a predicted model, not a curated record. Gene Ontology annotation, biological process: nuclear pore organization.
UUCGUUCAAAUGUUGACCGUUGACAUAUAGAGAAGAAUUUUAAUUCUAUUUUAGUAAUUAAAGUCUGUAUAGUAAUAUCGUUUUUCAAUCAAUAUAGUACUCCUUUGAAAUUACAGUUUACCUUAGACGAUCUUAAAUAACAUGUAACUGUGUUGUGAUAUUUUCUUAGUCUAAUUUAUAACCUCACAAAUUUUGUGACAAACCCUAUAUCAUGGAACCUAAAAGUGAGAUUUUCUCUCAGAGACUGGUAGUCGCAGUUUUGUGGAACAUCGGAUUACAAUCAUUACUUGCUAUGCUGUUAAUCUUAAUUAUAGAAACUGAUUUAAUUCACCCGAUAACAUGGUUCUCAAGAGCUUUUUCUGAAGUGAUUGGCUGGCGAAUGGGACUUAACAUUGUGCUUCUUGGACUUGUUUCAUUUUUUCAAGCGUAUAUCUACGGCAGUUAUUACAUGAUACCCUUACCGAAGUAUUUCACUCGGUUUUCUAUGUUUUUGAAUAUAUUUUCAUUACAAAAUGUUACUUUUAGUAUACUGUAUGCCUUGAGUGGGUAUUUUGCAAUGAGCUUGUAUUCUUCAUUAGCAAAAAGUAAUUUUAACACACUUAAAAAGAAAUGUGAUCAUUAUGAUGGGCAAUGUCUUAUAGAACAAAGUUUAUAUCUACAAUUUGGUGGUAUGUGGAUAGGAAUAUACUAUUUUUUAAAUUCACAUAUAUUUCACCCCACAAUUCCUCUGUUUUCACAUGUUUACCAAGAUAAAUUUCAACAGAUUAAGCUGGCGAUUAGCAAUAUAUUAACUUCAGGAUUUAAGAAUUCUGUUAUGCCUGUUGCUUAUUAUUGCCUCUUUUAUAUUUUGUGGGGCAAUAAACUAAGAUCUGUAGUAUCUGAUGUCUACAGUCUUUACCUUGAAGAUCCACCACUAGAUAAUACAUUUAAUCUAAGCAAAUCAGGCAUUUGGAUUGGCCUGUGGUUUUACACAAGCUUGUUUUUUAUUUCUGUGUAUAUUAUGAAAACUGUUUUUAAUAUUGUCCUUACGGAGCCAAUGAAAUUCCCCAUUGAGUCUGAUAGUGGCCUGACAUUACAUAAUGCUUUAGCCCAGAAAUCACAGUUUAAUGGUUACUUGGGUGCUCAAGAUUUAAGAAUGAUGUCCAUGUGUGAUCCUGCACGAAGAUUGCAAAUCUUCACACUUUCUUUGCCUGGUGGUCACCCACGUAACUGGAAUAACUUGCUGGUGAAGUGUUUGGAUAUAAUAAAUGAGUUUACAAAAGAAAUAGAAUGCCUGAAUGGUGACAGUAAACCAGUAGAUAUUGAUAAUACUGGCCAAAGAACACAGCUCAGUUUUAGCCCUAAAUCUGCUUUGUAUACAAAUAACUUGAGGAAUAUGGCGCAGUCACCUCAACUUUUGGAAAUGAAAGAUCAUAAUAAAAACACAGUCAAUGAUACUUUUGUUAAUUCUGUGAAGGAAGAGUGCAAUACAAUGCUCCAUAAACUAUGUCAAAAACCUGGCAUAAAUUACUUUUUUGGUGAACUUAGCGAUACCAAAUUGAAAUAUUUACUGUUGCAAGCACAACCAGUUAUGUGGACCUGUGAAGGUUUGGCUGUUAUAGUAGCAGCAUCAUUGACAGAGGAUAAAUAUGGAGUAGUGCAGAAUGAUCUACCUACAAUUAUGACUAAGUUGAUAAAUCUCAAACUAAGUUUAGAUAAACUGAUGAAACCUGGACUUAUACCCAGGAAGCACAUUCUCAAUGAUGCAAUUGCAAUUAAAAUUCGAACUGCACUGAUCUCAACAGUAAAGAGAAGCAUUUAUAAAAUAGUUAUUACCUUUUCCAAGUACAUACAUGAAAUUCCUCUAGAUCCUGAUGUUCAAAUUGCCAUACAACCUUUUUUAUUAUGUAAAGAAGCAUGAUUGUGAUAAUAAUUUAAUACUUAUUUGGUUUAUAA